CUUCCGGGUGUUGUCUGGCCGCCGCCGCCGCCGCGCGUCUCCGGUCUCCCGGCCGCCGCCGCCGCCGCCGCCUCGCGUCCUGGAGCCAGGAGCGACGUCACCGCCAUGGCCGGCAUCAAAGCUUUGAUUAGUUUGUCCUUUGGAGGAGCAAUUGGGCUGAUGUUUUUGAUGCUUGGAUGUGCCCUUCCAAUAUACAACCAAUACUGGCCUCUCUUUGUUCUGUUUUUUUACAUCCUUUCACCUAUUCCAUACUGCAUAGCGAGAAGAUUAGUGGAUGACACAGAUGCUAUGAGUAACGCUUGUAAGGAACUUGCCAUAUUUCUUACAACAGGCAUUGUUGUCUCAGCUUUUGGGCUCCCUAUUGUGUUUGCCAGAGCACAUCUGAUUGAGUGGGGAGCUUGUGCACUUGUUCUCACAGGAAACACAGUCAUCUUUGCAACUAUACUGGGCUUUUUCUUGGUCUUUGGAAGCAAUGAUGACUUCAGCUGGCAGCAGUGGUGAAAGGAAUUACUGAACUAUUGUCAGAUGGACUUCUUGUCAUUUGUUGGCCAUCCACGCACACAGAAGAUGGGGCAGGAAUGCUGAGUGGUACAGCAAGCCUCUUGGGGGUAUUCUAGGUGCUCCCUUCUCACUUUUAUUGUAAGCAUACUAUUUUCACAGAGACUUGCUGAAGGAUUAAAAGGAUUUUCUCUUUUGGAAAAGCUUGACUGAUUUCACACUUAUCUCUAGUAUGCUUUUUGUGGUGUCCUGCUGAAUUUAAAUAUUUAUGUAUCCCUGUUUAGUUUUUUUUUUUUAAUCAGUAUGCAAUGUUAAGCCUUUUUAAAAUGUAAUAACCAUUUGCAUUGGUUAGGAAUUAGAUUUCUGCUGGCUAUUACUGGGCUAAAGGAUAUCUUUUGUCUUAAAAUUAUUUAACCUCCAUUGCAAAAAGUUAAAAGUUUUCAAUCAGUCAGGAUGACAUCACUCCCAAUUUUAUGCAAACAUGCAGACUGUUGGUAUACCUUAUAGACUGUAUACUCAGUGCAAAUAUAGCUGCAUUUAUACCUCAGAGGGGCCAAGUAUUAAUGCCCGUGCCCUCCAUAAGGGUUGCUGGUUUUGCCAGUGAGCAGGUGUUUUAUGAAUUGAAAAUUAUCUUAUGGAAUUGCUACAAAGGAGUGCUUUUCUUCUCAGUCGUUAGAAGAAUUUAUUGUUAAAGGUAAGCGUGUAAAACCAGAUUUCUGAGAUGGUUUUUAUUUAUGUUUAUUAUAGUUAAAGUAGAGUGAGUUGCAUUGUGGGAAGAAACGACGUUGAAAUUCCAUUUUUUUGAAUCCUCUAUUUAUAAGUGAAAUGUUUGAUCCUCUAUCAGCCUUUCAUAUUUUACCAUGGAUGAAAUGGACUUACGUGGAACUACUACUGAUAAGGGAAAGUUGUAUGUUUGCGUCACCUAGACCAGAAAACCUUUCCCUGCUUCCUCCUUUUAACUUAUUUUAUACAUUGUAUAUAUUAAGUAAAAUAACUUUUCAAAUAUAGUUUAAUAACACUUAAAUUAGAGGUGUUUAUCUCACCUGGAAAGUAAUUGCUAUGCCAUACAUGCCGAGUGCCCCCUGCCCCGCAAGGCCUCGACAUGAUUAACAAGUGACUUUGUUAGUCUUGCAGAGAAGUGACGCAUUAACAAUUUAAGAUUUAGACCAUGGUAAUUGUAGUUCUUAUUCUCUAAGGUUAUAUCAUAUGUAAUUUAAAAAUAUUUAAGACAAGUUUCCUGUAUACCUCUCAACUUCUUUGAUUUUUAUUUCAUCAUGAUAGAUAUGCUCUUUCCUUUUAAAUGACAUUUAUUGUGUGAAUUAAUGCAAAGUAGCCAAAUCCAGCUGUCUAGCAGCUUCAAACACAGACCUGACCAAAAAAUUCCCAGUAACCAGGCAUGAUCAAAUCAUAGUGGUCAUUUGCAUCUCAACAAUUAUCAGUACCUUUUUCUAGAGCUAGUUAUGAAAAUGUUCAAGUUGGUUCAACAGUAUGUUGUUGAGGAUAUUUGUGUGUUUAUUCAGUAUACUUACAUAAAAACUAUUUUGCCUUCAGACAAAACUGAGUGAUCAUGACAGCUACCUUUUGUUGUUUUAUGAAGUUUAUUUCUCAAGAAAAGGGGAACAAAUUUUGGGUUUACUAAAGAUGCUUGAAGGCCACAGGUUUUAUUGCCAAAACCCAAGUUGUGACUUUCGCUGUGAGAUGGGAAGCAGAAUGAAGGAUUUGCAUGUGGCUGUCCCACUUAGUAGGCUAGAAACAACUUGCAGUGUUACAAUUAUAUAAAUCUAAAGAGGAAGGUACAGGUACACAGGAAGUAGCUGGCCAUACAGUUGGGAAUUCAGUGCCUGUGAUCUACUUGAUUUUUUUUUUCAGGAAGUACAUAUUCUGGCCCUUCCCCAUUAUCUGUUCUAGAAUAUCAGUGCAGUGCACUGCUACUGUUUUAUUCACUUGGCCAUAGACUCUUUUUCUAACAGCUGCAUAUUCUUUCUGUAUACAGAUUGCAUUGGCAGCAUUGUGUCUUUCAUCUUGCACACUAGCUCGACAUAGUGCUGUCUCUGAUUUCUAGGCUAGUUUGAGGUAUGAGUUUUCCAUAGAAUGUGCACUGAUACUGCAUUGCCAUUCUUCUAUGGAAAGAAAACUUUUGAUGAUGAAACAAUAAAGAUUUUAAAUAUCUA
This is a messenger RNA of Nyctereutes procyonoides (raccoon dog), 2669 nucleotides long. RefSeq names its product leptin receptor overlapping transcript like 1 (gene LEPROTL1). The transcript has 4 exons. Bases 106 to 501 code for a protein of 131 amino acids. Gene Ontology annotation, biological process: negative regulation of growth hormone receptor signaling pathway; late endosome to vacuole transport via multivesicular body sorting pathway. Gene Ontology annotation, cellular component: endosome. The record is from RefSeq and is a predicted model, not a curated record. Lineage: Eukaryota; Metazoa; Chordata; Mammalia; Carnivora; Canidae.